AUGCCGAACACCGUGACCUCCGCGUCCGUCGACCAGAACCUUGCCCUCGCCAAGCAAUGCUCGCGAGAGGCCGCCCUCGCAGGGUUCAAGGCAGCAGCUAUCGGGACCGUCGCCUCUGCAAUUCCCACCCUGGCGAGCGUCAGGAUGCUGCCAUGGGCUAAGGCCAACAUCAACCCCGCUGGCCAGGCCCUCAUCAUCUCCACAGGAAAACUGGAUCCUGCAGUUGCUGGCAUGGCCUACUUCAUCGCGGCGGAUAAGAAGAUCCUCGCGCUGGCGAGGCAGCACUCCUACGAGAACGCACCUGAGCACCUCAAGGACACCUUCCAGGGCACCGCCCGUCCCCACCCAGGGUUCUUCAGGCCGUGA
Miscanthus lutarioriparius is the source of this 366-nucleotide messenger RNA. The record is from the annotation of a GenBank genome assembly. NCBI's taxonomy places the organism in Eukaryota, Viridiplantae, Streptophyta, Magnoliopsida, Poales, Poaceae.